Messenger RNA from Castor canadensis (American beaver), 1865 nucleotides. It is a transcript of the gene Aldh1a3, whose product is annotated as aldehyde dehydrogenase 1 family member A3. Gene Ontology annotation, molecular function: oxidoreductase activity, acting on the aldehyde or oxo group of donors, NAD or NADP as acceptor. Lineage: Eukaryota; Metazoa; Chordata; Mammalia; Rodentia; Castoridae. The record is from RefSeq and is a predicted model, not a curated record.
GAGGCGGGCCGGCCCCCUCCUCUCCUCCCGCGCGCCGCCCUCCCUUCCUCCGGUCCUGCAGCCAAUUAGACGGCCCCCUCGGGCGGGAGGCGUGGGGCGCUCCAUAAAGCGGCGCGGAGCUGUCACCCCGCGAGCAGGCUGCACACCGCCCAGGCUGAGCCGGUGUGCCGCAGACUCGGGCGCCUCGGAUCGAGGAGCGCGGAGGAGCCAUGGCCACCACCAACGGGGCCGUGGAAAAUGGACAGCCGGACAGGAAGCCGUCUGCCCUGCCGCGCCCCAUCCGAAACUUGGAGGUCAAGUUCACCAAGAUAUUUAUCAACAACGACUGGCAUGAAUCCAAGAGUGGAAAAAAGUUUGCCACAUACAACCCUUCAACUCUAGAGAAAAUAUGUGACGUGGAAGAAGGAGAUAAGCCCGAUGUAGACAAGGCUGUGGAGGCUGCCCAAGCUGCCUUCCAAAGGGGGUCGCCAUGGCGUCGGCUGGAUGCCCUGAGCCGUGGACGGCUGCUGCACCAGCUGGCUGACCUCCUGGAGAGGGAUCGUGCUAUCCUGGCUACACUGGAGACCAUGGACACAGGGAAGCCAUUCCUUCAUGCCUUCUUCAUUGACCUGGAGGGCUGUAUUAAGACCUUCAGAUAUUUUGCAGGGUGGGCAGACAAAAUCCAGGGCAAGACCAUCCCCACAGAUGACAACGUGGUAUGUUUCACCAGGCAUGAACCCAUCGGGGUGUGUGGUGCCAUUACUCCCUGGAACUUCCCCCUGCUGAUGCUGGUGUGGAAGCUAGCGCCUGCCCUCUGCUGUGGGAACACCGUAGUCCUGAAGCCCGCGGAACAGACUCCCCUCACCGCCCUCUAUCUCGGCUCUCUGAUCAAAGAGGUCGGGUUCCCUCCGGGUGUGGUGAACAUCGUGCCGGGAUUUGGGCCCACCGUGGGAGCUGCCAUUUCUUCUCACCCGCAGAUCAACAAGAUCGCCUUUACAGGAUCCACAGAGGUUGGAAAGCUGGUUAAGGAGGCCGCCUCACGGAGUAACCUGAAGAGGGUGACAUUGGAGCUGGGAGGCAAGAACCCUUGCAUCGUGUGUGCAGACGCUGACUUGGACUUGGCAGUGGAGUGUGCCCAUCAGGGAGUGUUCUUCAACCAAGGCCAGUGCUGCACAGCCGCUUCCAGGGUGUUCGUGGAGGAGCAGAUCUACGCAGAGUUUGUCAGGCGGAGUGUGGAGUAUGCCAAGAAACGGCCUGUGGGAGAUCCCUUCGAUGUCAAAACCGAGCAGGGCCCCCAGAUUGAUCAAAAACAAUUUGACAAAAUCCUUGAGCUGAUUGAAAGUGGGAAGAAGGAAGGAGCCAAGCUGGAAUGUGGGGGCUCUGCCAUGGAAGACAGAGGGCUCUUCAUCAAACCCACUGUCUUCUCAGAAGUUACCGACAACAUGAGAAUCGCCAAAGAGGAGAUUUUCGGACCAGUGCAGCCAAUAUUGAAAUUCAAAAAUAUUGAAGAAGUGAUCAAAAGAGCCAAUAGCACUGACUAUGGACUCACAGCAGCUGUGUUCACCAAAAACCUGGAUAAAGCCCUGAAGCUGGCUGCAGCAUUGGAGUCUGGAACUGUCUGGAUCAAUUGCUACAAUGCACUGUAUGCACAGGCUCCAUUCGGUGGCUUUAAAAUGUCAGGAAACGGCAGAGAACUAGGUGAAUAUGCCCUGGCUGAAUACACAGAAGUGAAAACUGUCACCAUCAAACUUGAUGACAAGAGCUCCUGAAGGGAAGGUGGUCUUCUCCCUCAAUCGCUGGACAGCUGAAUGUGACAGAUCACACUUGCAGAAGGAAAACACGACACUACCAAUCUUCGGUGACAUUUCUUCUGGACACUUUCAAUC